AUGACUGAAACCAGGGCGUCCAUAAGGAGUUUAGAGACUCAAAUAGGGAAGUUGGCUACUUUAAUGUUUAAAAGUGCUCAAGGAAAUUUGCUGAGCACUACAGAAUUUAAUCCUAAGGAACAAUGUCAAGCUAUUACUUUGAGGAGUGGAAUAAGGUAUGAAGGGCCAAAGAAGAAUCUGUCAGAAGAAGAAGUUCAGAAGGGGAAUACACAAGGCAUAGACAAAGAGAAGUCUAAUGAAGAAAAGGUUACCGAAGACCUUAGCAAGGAAGAAGAGGUACCACCUGUGAGUAUUGAGCAUCAUGAGAUUCUGUCUAACAAGAGAAAGAUGGGUGAUUAUGAAACCGUAGCGUUAACAGAAGAGUGUAGUGUGAUUUUGCAAAGGAAACUUCCUCAAAAGUUACGAAAUCCUGGUAGUUUUACUAUUCCAUGUACGAUUGGGGAGUUUGAAUGUAAGCAUGCACUUUGCGAUUUGGGGGCAAGUAUUAAUAUAAUGCCUUUGUCAGUAUUUCGUAGACUUGGUUUGGGUGAAGCUAGGACAACCACAGUAACAUUGCAGCUGGCUGAUAGAUCUGUGAAGCAUCCACGUGGUAUUAUAUAA
This is a messenger RNA of Humulus lupulus (European hop), 600 nucleotides long. RefSeq lists its product as uncharacterized. The transcript is spliced from 2 exons. The record is from RefSeq and is a predicted model, not a curated record. The coding region runs from base 1 to 600 and encodes 199 amino acids. NCBI's taxonomy places the organism in Eukaryota, Viridiplantae, Streptophyta, Magnoliopsida, Rosales, Cannabaceae.